AUGACGCCGCAUCCGCAGACACCGGGCCAGCCCCGCGUCACCCUCAGCAAGAAGGCAGCAGCCCCAGCCCCGGCUCGUCUGGGCGUUUUGGGCGGUGCUUACAAUCCCAUCACCCUGGCGCAUCUGGCCGUUGCCGAAGCUGCCAUGGCGCGUUUCGGCAUCGACGAGGUGCUGUUUCUGCUGCCGCAGGUGCCGCCGCACAAAACGAUCUUCGGCGCCUCCCUGGAGCAGCGUCUGGAAAUGAUGCGAUUGGCGCUUGAGGACGCCCCGUAUGCCGCCGUGGGGCUCAGUUCCCACGGCCUGUUCGUCGAUAUGUACGAGGGUUUGCUGGCAGUCUAUCCGCAGCGUCCGCAGGUGUAUUUUCUCACCGGCCGCGACGCCGCUGAACGCAUCCUUGCCUGGCACUACGACGACGCCGAAGAGGCUCUGAAACGUAUGUUCGAAUCCUUUCAAUUCAUCGUCUGCUCGCGUCAAGGGGCUUUCAGCCUCCCGGACGACCCGCUUCUGACGCCGUACCGCGACCGCAUCCAUAGCUGCCCUCUGCCGCCGCAGGCCGACGCGAUUUCCGCCACCGAAGUGCGUGAGCGGUGCGAACGGGGUCUGCCCAUCGACGACCUCGUGGCCGCCCCCGUGGCCGAUUACAUCGCGGCGCACAAGCUGUAUGCAGCCUCAUCUUCCAUGCAAGGUAUCGACCCAUGCACAUAG
This is a messenger RNA of Geodia barretti, 705 nucleotides long. The record is from the annotation of a GenBank genome assembly. NCBI's taxonomy places the organism in Eukaryota, Metazoa, Porifera, Demospongiae, Tetractinellida, Geodiidae.